AUGCGUCCCGAAGUUGAGCAGGAGCUUGCUCACACGCUCCUUGUGGAGCUCCUUGCGUACCAAUUCGCCUCGCCCGUGAGGUGGAUCGAGACCCAAGAUGUUUUUCUCGCAGAGCAAAUGGCCGAGCGGAUUGUCGAGGUCGGACCGGCAGACACGCUGGGUGUGAUGGCCAAGCGGACCCUAGCCUCCAAGUACGAAGCCUACGAUGCUGCCAAGUCGGUGCAAAGACAAAUUCUCUGCUACAACAAGGACGCCAAAGAAAUCUAUUACGAUGUCGACCCAGUCGAGGAGGAACCCGAGCCCACCGCACCCGAGGCGAGCUCCUCGCCGAGUGCUCCGGCAGCAUCUGCUGCCGCCCCUGUUGCUGCGGCCGCUCCGGCACCGAGUGCGAGGCCUGCCGCCCAGGUCCCGGACGCUCCUGUUCAGGCAGUGGAGAUUGUGCGGGCUUUGGUUGCCCAGAAACUCAAGAAGCCUCUCCAGGAUAUCCCCCUCAGCAAAGCAAUCAAGGAUUUGGUCGGCGGCAAGUCUACCCUUCAAAAUGAAAUCCUCGGCGAUCUCGGCAAGGAGUUCGGUUCAACACCGGAGAAGCCCGAAGACACACCCCUCGACGAAUUGGGCGCGGCGAUGCAGGCUACCUUUGACGGGAACCUCGGCAAGACAUCUCAGGGCCUCAUUGCGCGCCUCAUAUCCUCCAAAAUGCCAGGCGGCUUCAAUAUCACAACCGCGCGGAAGUACCUCGAAACAAGGUGGGGCCUGGCGUCGGGGCGGCAGGAUGGUGUGCUCCUACUGGCCAUCACCAUGGAGCCGCCCGCCCGUCUCGGGUCAGAUGGCGACGCAAAGGCGUUCCUCGACGACGUUUCUCAGAAGUACGCCUCCAAUGCCGGCAUCAGCCUCUCCACUGCCACCGCCGCUGGGCCGGCUGCAGGUGGUGGAGGUGGCAUGAUGAUGGAUCCCGCUGCGAUCGAAGCCUUGACUAGCGACCAGAAGGCGUUGUUCAAGCAGCAGCUCGAGCUCAUCGCGAGGUAUCUCAAGGUAGACAUCCGUGCUGGUGACAAGGCGUUCCAAGCCUCCCAGGAGUCUUCCAAGGUCCUGCAGUCUCAACUUGACUUGUGGAUGGCCGAGCACGGCGACUUUUACGCUACCGGUAUUGAGCCAGCAUUUAGCUCCCUCAAGGCCCGCGUCUACGACUCGUCAUGGAACUGGGCUCGCCAGGACGCCUUGAGCAUGUACUUCGAUAUCAUCUUUGGCCGGUUGCAAGCCGUUGACCGUGAAACCGUCAGCCAAUGUAUCCGACUCAUGAACCGCUCAAACCCGACGCUGCUCGAGUUCAUGCAGUACCACAUUGACAAUUGCCCGACUGAGCGCGGGGAAACCUACCAGCUGGCCAAGAUGCUUGGUGCUCAGCUCAUCGAAAACUGCAAGGAUUCGCUCGGAGUCGAGCCCAAGUACAAGGACGUCGCAGUUCCCACCGGCCCCAAGACCACCAUCGACGCCGACGGUAGCAUGAGCUACGAGGAGGUUCCCAGAGCAAGCUGCCGGAAAUUGGAGCACUAUGUGCAACAGAUGGCGGAAGGCGGAAAGAUCUCGGAGUACGGCAAUCGGACCAAGGUGCAGAACGAUCUGUCCAAGAUCUACAAGUUGAUCAGGCAGCAGUACAAGUUCUCCAAGGGCUCGCAGCACGAGAUCAAGAGCCUGUACAGCGACGUGAUCCGCUCCCUCGGCAUGAAUGAGAGUCAGAUCAUCCCUAAGGAAAACGGCAGGCUCAACGGCCUAUCUAAGAAGGGCAAGCCUAAGGGCAAGGUCGAAACCAUUCCAUUCCUCCACCUCCGCAAGAAGACGCAGCAAGGGUGGGACUUUGACAAGAAGCUCACCAACGUGUACCUUGACUGCCUCGAGGAAGCAGCUAAGGACGGUGUUACCUUCAGCGGCAAGUAUGUGCUCAUGACUGGUGCCGGUGUUGGUUCGAUCGCGGCGGAGGUACUUCAGGGGCUCAUCAGUGGCGGUGCCAAGGUGAUCGUCACCACCAGCCGCUUUUCUCGUGAGGUGACCGAGUAUUACCAGUCCAUGUAUGCUCGAUUCGGCUCGCGCGGUUCUCAGCUCGUGGUCGUGCCUUGCAACCAGGGCAGCGUCCAAGACAUCAAUGCGCUGGUCGAGUACAUUUACGAUACCAAGGCCGGUCUUGGUUGGGACCUCGAUUACGUUGUGCCUUUUGCUGCCAUCUCUGAGCAGGGCCGACAGAUCGACGGAAUCGACUCCAAGUCUGAGUUGGCCCAUCGUAUCAUGCUGACCAACCUUAUCCGUCUUCUCGGGAAUGUCAAGGCGCAGAAGGCCACUCGCGGCUUCGAGACACGGCCCGCCCAGGUCAUCCUCCCGCUCUCGCCCAACCACGGGACCUUUGGCAGCGAUGGCCUGUAUUCCGAGUCGAAGCUCGGUCUGGAGACCCUGUUCAACCGCUGGGUUUCCGAGGACUGGGCCAACUACCUCACCAUUUGCGGCGCCAUCAUCGGCUGGACUCGCGGGACGGGUCUGAUGUCUGGCAACAACAUCGUGGCUGAGGCCGUGGAGCGUUUCGGUGUCCGAACUUUCUCGCAGCAGGAAAUGGCGUUCAAUCUGCUCGGGCUCAUGUCACCUACCAUUGUCGACCUCUGCCAGAACGAGCCGGUCUUCGCGGACCUGAACGGUGGCCUGCAGUUCAUCCCCAACCUCAACGAGACCAUGACGAGGGAGCGCAAGUCGCUCACCGAGACAAGCGAGAUUCGCCGCGCCGUCACCAAGGAAAUCGCGGCAGAGACCAGGAUCGUUAACGGCGAAGACUCGGAUGAUCCUUAUAAGAAGAAGAUCAUCGAGCCCCGCGCCAACAUCAAGUUCGACUUCCCGCCCGUUCCGGACUGGGAGUCCGAGAUUGCGCCUCUGAACGAGAACCUUAAGGGCAUGGUCGACCUCGAGAAGGUCGUUGUUGUCACUGGUUUUGCCGAGGUUGGGCCGUGGGGUAACUCCAGGACCAGGUGGGAGAUGGAGGCUUACGGCGAGUUCUCGAUCGAGGGCUGCAUUGAGAUGGCAUGGGUCAUGGGCCUGAUCAAGAAUCAUAACGGGCCGAUCAAGGGCAAGCCGUACUCUGGCUGGGUGGAUGGCAAGACCGGCGAACCCGUUGACGACAAGGACGUGAAGCCCAAGUACGAAAAGUACAUCCUAGAGCACUCGGGCAUCCGUCUGAUCGAGCCUGAGCUUUUCGACGGCUACGACCCCAAUAAGAAGCAGCUGAUGCACGAGGUUGUUAUCGAGGAGGACCUGGACCCUUUCCAGGCCUCCAAGGAUACGGCCGAGGAAUUCAAGCGGGAGCACGGCGACAAGGUGGAAAUCUUCGAGAUUCCCGAAACCGGCGAGUACACCGUGCGCAUGAAGAAGGGUGCUUCCCUCUGGAUCCCCAAGGCGCUGCGGUUCGACCGCCUCGUUGCCGGCCAAAUACCAACAGGAUGGGAUGCCAAGCGGUACGGCGUCCCUGACGACAUCAUCUCCCAGGUCGACCCCGUGGCUCUGUUUGUCCUGGUCUCCACUGUCGAGGCUCUGCUGUCGGCGGGUAUCACCGACCCGUAUGAGUUUUACAAACGCCCGUCGGUGCUUGCGCCACGGCUGUCGAGUCAGUCGACAUCGGCUACGAGACGAUCAUGGAGGGCAAGGCUCGCGUCUGCUUCGUUGGUGGUUUCGACGACUUUGGCGAGUGAGGGCUCUUACGAGUUCGCCAACAUGAAGGCCACCAGUAACGCUGUGGACGAAUUCGCCCAUGGUCGGACGCCCAAGGAGAUGUCAAGACCUACGACCACAACGAGGAACGGUUUCAUGGAAUCGCAGGGCUGCGGUGUCCAGGUCAUCAUGACUGCCAAGCUCGCAUUGGACAUGGGUGUUCCGAUCUACGGCAUCCUCGCCCUCACUACGACCGCGUCGGACAAGAUUGGGCGCUCAGUUCCUGCGCCAGGCCAAGGUGUCCUCACGACCGCCCGCGAACACCGCGGCAAGUUUGCGUCGCCGCUGCUCGACAUCAAGUACAGGCGGCGACAGAUUGAACGCCGCACCAGGCAGAUUGAGGAGGACAAGGAGGCCGAUCUCGAGUACCUCGCCGCCGAGGCGGAAGCGCUCAAGGCCGAGGGUCGGCCGGAGACGGAAAUCGCCGAGUAUGUGGCGGCCCGCGCAAAGCACCUCGAGAAGGAGGUUGAGAGGCAGACCAAGGAUGUGCUCCGCAGCUUCGGCAACAACUUCUGGAAGAGCGACCCGAGCAUCGCUCCUCUACGCGGCGCUCUGGCCACCUGGGGCCUCACGAUUGACGACCUCGGGGUUGCGUCUUUCCACGGGACGUCGACCAAGGCCAACGACAAGAACGAAUCAUCGGUCAUUUGCCAGCAGCUUGCCCACCUGGGGCGCACCAAGGGCAACGCCGUCCUGGGUAUCUUCCAGAAGUAUCUCACCGGCCAUCCCAAGGGCGCUGCCGGUGCCUGGAUGAUGAACGAGAUGCUUGCAGGUGCUCAACACUGGCCUUGUUCCUGGUAA
Chaetomium globosum CBS 148.51 is the source of this 4542-nucleotide messenger RNA. RefSeq lists its product as uncharacterized. Lineage: Eukaryota; Fungi; Ascomycota; Sordariomycetes; Sordariales; Chaetomiaceae. Gene Ontology annotation, molecular function: holo-[acyl-carrier-protein] synthase activity; 3-oxoacyl-[acyl-carrier-protein] reductase (NADPH) activity; fatty acid synthase activity. Gene Ontology annotation, cellular component: fatty acid synthase complex. Gene Ontology annotation, biological process: long-chain fatty acid biosynthetic process. The record is from RefSeq and is a predicted model, not a curated record. The transcript has 3 exons. The coding region runs from base 1 to 4542 and encodes 1513 amino acids.